Molecule: messenger RNA, 3995 nt
Organism: Drosophila busckii
Lineage: Eukaryota; Metazoa; Arthropoda; Insecta; Diptera; Drosophilidae
Product: retinal guanylyl cyclase 2
Biological process (GO): multicellular organism development; cell surface receptor protein tyrosine kinase signaling pathway; protein phosphorylation
Cellular component (GO): signaling receptor complex
Molecular function (GO): ATP binding; transmembrane receptor protein tyrosine kinase activity
Source: RefSeq, a predicted model, not a curated record
UUGGCUUACAGGUGACCAAUGCGCCCAUGCAUCAGGUGAUGACACGCAUUUUUCGCAUAUUUUUGACAGAGAUUUUAGGUUUUGACAAUGUGCAAAUCAUACCGUUGGAAUUUGAGAACCCAAACAAUUUGGUCAACUCUCUGGACACCCUGGACUCUGUCUACAACUAUAAAAACUAUAACAUAAGCAUGAUCAAUUUGCAUGUUUGGAUGACCGUCAAUGUGUUCAGUGCGCAUAUGGAAAAUGUUUAUAUCGCAGGCUCCUCGAUAAUGCCGGGUCGCUUUGGAUGGUUCGUGCCCAGGUCGCUUGUUGCCGAAGAUGAAAAGUCGUACAGCUUGGACUAUGAAAUCUUCAAGAGUUUGAACAGUACAUAUUACGAGCUAUAUGUGCUGGAGGAUCACAUCGAGCAGAUGCUCAGGCGCAAAAGUGUUGAGCAAUAUAUGAAUCCCAAGUGUGUGAAUCGCACAUGUGCCACAAUUCUGGCUGAACAUCGCAAUGAUACGGAUUUCAUAAAAUAUGAAUUGGAAACGAUAUAUUUAAAUGUAUAUUGGUUGGGUGACAAGCUGAGGGAUACGAUAAAGCAGCUGCCUGAGCAGUUGAGCGCAGGCAAAAGAUUUUUAGUGCUUCACUGGGUGACUUCGGAACUCAUAGAUGAAAAGAAUUACACACAAAUCAAAAUGCCGCGCUGUGAGGAGCUCGAGUAUCUGCAGAAGACCAAUUGCCGCUACGAGUUCACUCCCAUACUGAAAAGCCAUGCGCAGCGUUCCUUCGAGAACAAGCGAUUGAUGUAUGCGCUGCGUAGAUUCAAACUGGAGGAUGCCGCUGUGGAGUACAUACGAGCGAAUUUGGGUAAACUACGAGAGCAGGGCAUAGCUAGCACCCAUUUGUAUAAUAAAGUGGCCUGCAAUUGGCUGAAGAGUACGCAGAAAUAUCAGAGCUGGCUGUCGAAAGGAAAGAUACCUCUGACGAUUGGAGGCAUAUUCCCCAUGAGCGACACAAGACGCGGCCAUCAGAAUAUUACGGGCGCAGCUCUGCAGGCAGUCAGAGCAAUAAAUAAUAAUGCAACCAUCUUGCCCAAUUACAAGCUGACACUCAAAAUCAACGAUGGCGAGUGCAAGUCAGCGAUGGUAAUGAAGGCCUUUAUACAUUACUUUUAUGCUGAGCAUGACAUGCUGGGUGUGCUGGGACCCGCUUGCAGCGAGACUGUGGAGCCCAUAGCUGGAAUAUCGAAGCACAUGAACAUGCUGGUCAUGUCCUAUUCCGCCGAGGGCGCCUCCUACGUUGAUCGCAGCGCCUAUCCCUAUUUCUUUCGCACCAUUGGCUCCAAUAUUGAGUAUGUGGAUGCGUACGUUAAGAUCAUGCAGCAACUGGGCUGGAAUCGUGUGUCCAUACUGACAGAAGAUGGCCAUCAGUAUGCAGAGUAUAUGACGCACAUGGACAACAAGCUGAGGCUGCAUAAUUUCACGCUCAGCUUUAAUAGAAAGCUUGAGAGCGACAUUAGCGCUGAGGAUAUGCGUGAACACUUGCUUAAGCUAAAGGAAGCGCAGUCGAGAAUAAUUAUAGCUGAUCUACGUAUGGAAAAUGCUGCUGUAGCCCUUUGUGAGGCCAUCAAAAUGGGUAUGACUCAACGAGAUGAAUAUAUUUGGUUCUUGCCCACUUGGCUUUCCAAAGAUUUCGUGCUCUGGAAUCGCACAGUAAAUGGUCGCUGCACAAUCUCAGAAUUUCGUCAGGCCAUCGAGGGUCAUUUCAGCAUAAGGCACACGCCAUUCGGAGCACCUGAUGGGCAAAUGCAGGAGGAAAAAACACGCCAAGCUUGGUUGGAUGAAUACGGCAGGGAAUAUAAGAAUUAUUCGAGCUAUGUGGGAUUCGUUUAUGAUGCCGUCUGGGCCUACGGCUUGGCCGCUCACAAGCUGCUGCAGGCGGAUAAGCAUGCCGUGAAUCAUUUGAGAAGUAAAGAGACCGUAAGCCAAUUAACCAAACUGCUCUGGGAAACGGACUUUGUGGGCCUAUCCGGUCGUGUUAAAUUCGGGCAAGGCGAGUUUGGCGGCUCGCGCAUCAUUGAUCUGGAUGUACUGCAAUGGCGGAACGCCAGCUAUGUGCUCGUCGGCAAGUUCCAGCCCCAAGUGGAGGGCAAUGCCUCAACAUUGCGGCUUAGCGGCGGCCAUCUCGACUUUAACCGUAAUGCCGUCUACUGGGUGAAUGGCAAAGAGCCUGAAGAUGGUCGCUAUGACUGCAGGUUCUCCUACCUGGCGCGGUCGCUGCGCCUAAGCUGUGCUGUGGCCGAAAUAGUGUUCAUAGUUCUCAUGUGUCUGGCGACUGUCGCGUUUAUGACGCUAAUCUCAUUCUACUUCUGGAAGCAGCGCUACAAUCGCAAGGUGCAGCACUCGGCGGAGAUCAUGAAGAUGUUUGGCAUUGAUCUGAUAACGCCAUCGCGUAACAAAGUCAAUACGCUGGACAAAUGGGAGAUAGCCAAGGAGAAUGUUGUGGUCAAUAGGCGGCUGGGCGAAGGCGCCUUUGGCACAGUGUAUGGCGGUGAAGCAUGCCUAGGCUCGGGCGACUGGACUGCGGUGGCAGUGAAGACGCUGAAGUCUGGUGCCAGCACUGAGGAUCGCCUGGACUUUCUGGCGGAGGCAGAGGCCAUGAAAAAGUUUGAGCACAAGAACAUUGUACAGCUGCUGGCGGUUUGCCUGCAGAGUGAACCGAUUUACACGAUUAUGGAGUUUAUGCUGUAUGGCGAUCUGAAGACCUAUCUGCUUGCCAGACGCAACAUGGUCAACGAGAAGACUGGCGAUGAAUCGGACAUUUCAGCGAAACGCCUGACGAUGUAUGCCUUGGAUGUGGCCCAAGGCCUGGCCUACCUGGCGGAGCAGAAGUAUGUGCAUCGCGAUAUUGCCUGCAGGAAUUGUUUGGUGAACUCACAGCGCGUGGUGAAGAUUGGGGACUUUGGAAUGGCGCGUCCCACCUUUGAGAGCGACUACUAUUGCUUUAAUCGCAAGGGCGUGCGCAAGUUGUUUCCCGUGCGCUGGAUGCCGCCUGAAACGCUGUCCUUGGGCCUCUUUACGCCUUCGUCUGACAUUUGGUCGUUCGGCGUUGUGCUCUUUGAGGUGAUUACAUUUGGCUCGUACCCGUAUCAGGGCUUGACCAACAAUCAAGUGCUGGACUUUGUCAAGGCGGGCAAUACGCUGCAGAUACCUCCGGGCGUUAAGCCACAGCUGGAGGCGCUGCUGCGCUCCUGCUGGAGUCAGGAUGCCAGCAAGCGUCCCACUGCCCUCGAGGUCAUUGACUAUAUCGUCAAGUAUCCACGGCUUUUGACGCCAACAAUCGACUGUCCCGCAACGGCCGUGCAGCUGCCUGAGAUUGAGAGCGAUGAAAUGGAACUGCUGCCACCUGGACGCGCACGCAAGGGCACGCCAUUGAAUCAGGGCUCCAGCUUGGAUUUGCUGCAGCCCUCGAAAAGCGGAAACAGUCUGCAACAACUCAAUUUCAACCAGAGCGAUGAGAACAGCUACGACAAGCUGGCCAAUGCGGACUCUGGCACCGACUGCAUGCAGCUCUGUAGCUCCGGCUCCUUUUCGGCCACUACGCCGGAUGGCUAUAGCAUAAUGUCGCCACUACUCAAGCAUCAGACGCAUGCUAAAUCUGACACUAAGCCUAAGCUCCUACCUUAAUGCCAAUGCUACUUAUAUAGAUACGUUUUAAGAUCUCUAAGAUUAAUGGCCAUUUACUACAAAUUAUGACAUGAAAGUUAACUAUUUUUUUGAAGAAGAAGAAGGUGCGUGUAUACUAGAGAGUACCCUGCAGUGCGGCUGACUGGUUACCGGUCACCAGCUUUGCUUACAAAUGUUUGGCGUUAAAUUACUUAAGCUAUAAUUUUGAUGAAAUCGCCAAUUGGUAGCAGCCGUACUGCAGGGUAUUUUUACAAUACAAUAUAAUACAUACAUAUGUAUAUGUAUUUGUAAAUUAUAUUUUCUGACUUGCAAGCUAAGCAUUUAAUA